AUGAAAAUUCUUCUCUAUAUCUGCUUGAUUUUUGCCUAUAGCCAAGUUGGACUGUCCCAUUAUCGAUAUCCAUUUUAUGGACUAAGUGAUGAUGCUGGUACAACACCUAGGAUUGAUCAAAUCUUCAUUGGACGCUGUUCAGAUUAUCAAGCAUCACAUACUAUGGAGCAUGAGGUCGAUUGCCAUGAAUUAUGGAUGACAUUUUCUAGCGUUUUCGCUAAUUUAGAUCCUUGCAAAGUACAAACGGCUGGCUAUGAUAAAUUCAUAGAGAAAUCAUCUGUGCCAAUUCCUCAAGAUGGCUCAGUAUUCUGGUCCGGAACAUAUGAUUUCACACAUAGUUACGUAAAAACUGUUGGAAAUUUAUAUACACUCGAGGAUGUUUUACCGGGAUAUUUAGUCAAUAGCUUAACAUGGUGUGGCCAAGAAAAAUCUCCUGGCAUCAACUAUGAAACUUGCUCAGAUCCACAAGGAUGUAAUAAGAAUAAUACAUACGAUUUCUGGGCAAAAAUGUCGACUUGGUUUGCUAAAAGUGCCAGUGGGUCUGUUCAAGUGAUACUAAAUGCAGGCCGUGAUCCAGCUUUCGCAUCAGAUAGCUUCUUCGCCAAAUUUGAAUUGCCCAAUCUCCCACAUGAUAAAGUAAAUAAAAUAGAGAUUAUUGUUGUUCAUGGCAUCGACGGUAAAGAUAAUCCAAAGUGUGGUUCAGGUUCAAUAAAAGAAUUGCAGAGUCUGAUAGAACAGUACAACUUCGCUUGGACCUGUGCUGAUAAUCCAGGGUUAAUUAUUAUAUUUACAUUUCGUUUUAAUUUUUACCUUACUUAUCAAAAAGAAUAG
Molecule: messenger RNA, 831 nt
Organism: Trichoplax adhaerens
Lineage: Eukaryota; Metazoa; Placozoa; Uniplacotomia; Trichoplacea; Trichoplacidae
Exons: 6
Coding region: 1-831 (276 amino acids)
Biological process (GO): positive regulation of B cell proliferation
Cellular component (GO): plasma membrane
Molecular function (GO): phosphorus-oxygen lyase activity; NAD+ nucleosidase activity
Source: RefSeq, a predicted model, not a curated record